AGGAUAUAUAUCAGAAGAUUGUUGAUAUAUUUUUUGUUUUAUUAUUGUCGUCGUUGUUCGUCGUCGACUAACGAAACGAUUGCGCAGAUGGAACAAAUGCAGACAUUUGAUGAUGAUUCGAUCCAUCAAACACACACACACGCACAUUUCAUGUUGAACAAAUGUUUUUGUUUUUUUUUUUGGAAAGUGUCUGCAUUUCAUCCAGAUCCGGUUUUGGGAUAUCAUCACUAUCAAGAAAAUUAUAAUACGAUUUAUUACGACUUGGGAAUUGUUGUUUAUUUUUUUUCCUCAUUGUUUUUAUGUGGGUUAAUAAUAUCAUUAUAUAAACCCCCCAAAAAAAACUAAAGAAGAAAAUUAUUUAAACAAAUCGGCUUUUUUCCCUCUUUUUUUCUAUUAUGACGAUGUGAUAAUCGAUUGCAAAUUAUCAUUUGCCCAAUAUCCUAAUAAAGUACGACUUAACAACGUUAACACAACGGCAACGACGUUUUUAUUACGACGACUACGACGACGACGCACAUUUUUUAUACCUACCAUAUGAAACCUAGACAAUCAUUUCAUCAUUUUCUACAUUUGUUUCUACAUUCCAUUUAUAUUCUCAUCGAUUCUUUUUUUUUCUUUUAUUGACAACACACGCAACGAAGACGUCAGCGAAGAAUAAUUUGCAUAUCCAAGUGAUUGAAAAAUUUCAUUUUAUUUUGCCUCAAAAUUAUUCGCUACUAAUUUUAAUAUCUAUAUAUAUGACAUAUAUGUGAAAAUGUCAAUAAUUUUGACUCUCGUAUGAUGAAGAAAAAUUUAUGAAAAUCAUUUUUAUUUUUAAACCCUGAAAUGAUUACAUUCACGACAGGAAAUGAAAACAAUUUCAACUCGAUCGUCGACUGAAACCGACAAUAAUUGUAAUAAUAAUAAUAACAACAACAACAACUGAAAAUCAAAUCAUUCCGAAUGUCUUUUAUCAAAAAUCUUUCCAAUCCACAACAACAACAACAGACACAACCAUCGGUUGUGUCCAUAACGUCAACUUUGUUGUCACGUCGUGGUUCCAAUAAUAAUAAUGAUACGACAAAUAAUAUUUCUUCCGGUGAAUGGACUGCCCGUACCGAGACAUAUGAUUCAUAUAAUGAUCCAUUUGGUGAUCAAAUAAGUAAUAAUAAUUUUCAACAACAACAAAAUGAUUAUGAUGAACAGCAACAACAACAACAACAACCACCACCAUUAAUUGAUCCAUUUGAUAAUAAUAAUUGCCAUACAAGAACUAUUAUCAGAAAAUUGGGUCUCAAACGAAAUAGCCAAAGUAAUGGAACAAUAGAUUCAAAGGUCAGACUUGAUCGUGUACUUGGCUUGACCGUUUCAAAUAAUGCUUCGUUGGACUGUGAUCUCUAUUCUGGAACUGUUGUGUAUACAUCUGGAUGUGUAUUAGUACUAUAUAAUCAACGUAAAAAUAAACAAUUUCAUAUAAUAAAUUCGUUGAAAAAACCAAUCACAUGUUGUAAAUUUUCCAAAGAUGGCAAAUAUAUUGUCACUGGUGAGUGUGGACAUCAGCCACAAUGUCGAAUUUGGGAAGUAUCUACUGGUGAACAAGUUGCAUGCUUAUCCGGUCACAAAUAUGGUAUCAAUUGUGUGGCCUUUUCACCUGAUGGAAAAUAUGUAGUUUCAAUUGGAUCACAACAUGAUAUGAUGGUCAAUGUUUGGGAUUGGAAAACGAAUCAUGUUGUCGCGUCGAAUAAAGUAUCGGUUAAGGUUAAAUCGAUUUCAUUUUCGGAUAAUGGAAAUUAUUUUGUUACCGUUGGUAAUCGACAUGUAAAAUUUUGGUACCUUGAAUAUAAUGACAUUGCCAAUAAAAAUAAAUUCGAAUCAUUACCGUUGAUGGGAAGAAAUGCUAUUCUUGGUGAUCAACGGAAUAAUUAUUUCUGUGAUGUGGCCUGUAGCCGCGGUGAUUCUAAUUCUAAUCUAGAAUCAACAUAUGCCAUAACCAAAUCUGGUCUUCUUUGUGAAUUCAACAAUCGUCGUUUGUUGAAUAAAUGGGUCGAGCUUAAGACUGAAUCUGCCAAUUGUUUAACAAUAAGUCAUAAUUAUAUUUGUGUUGGCUGUGCUCAAGGUGUGAUAAGAUGUUUUCGGCCACGAACAUUGGAAUUUGUCUGUUCAUUACCACGGCCACAUCAACUUGGUAUCGACAUAGCUAAAGGUUUCACAUCUCGUAAUGAAAUGAAUUCGAUUGCCAAAAUGUCAAUGAUGAAACCGAAAUAUUCCGAUACGAUUGCAGUCGUUUAUGAUGAUUAUAAUAAAGUUGUUACAGCUGUUUAUUCAGAUCGUAGUAUAUAUUUUUGGUCAUUGAAUGAUAUCAAAAGAAUUGGAAAAUUGAAUUCCUUUUUAUAUCAUUCCAGUUGUAUAUGGGAUAUUGAUGUAUAUCCUUACAAUUCAAAAAGUUCUCGCCAUCUAUUACCACCGGGAACAUUUCUUACCUGUUCGAGUGAUGAUACUAUUCGUAUAUGGAAUACCGAAAUGGAUAUGAAUUCUUCGAAAGCAUCCAAUUAUAUUUAUAAGAAAAAUUUUUUUAGUCCAGAAUUAAUGAAAAUACUUUACAUGGAUCCUGAUUUAAAUUAUUUAUGCGAUCAGGAUUUGGUUCAAACAAAAUCCAAUUCAAAUGGAAAUGGCUCUAUGCAAAGUUCAGAUCAAUAUGAUAGUAAAAAUGGAAUUCGAGCAAUCAAAUUUUCUACCGAUGGAAAACAUUUAGCCUCAGGUGAUCGUUGCGGAAAUAUUCGUAUUUUUGAUUUGGAAAUGCAAAAAGAUUUGUUCAAAAUUGAAGCUCAUGAUGGUGAAGUCCUGUGUUUAGAGUAUUCAAAUGAAGAAGCUUGUGGAAGAUCUUUGCUUGUGUCAGCUAGUCGUGAUCGAUUCAUACAUAUUUAUGAUGUUCAUCGUCAAUACUCUUGCAUACAAAACAUUGAUGAUCAUUCAUCAUCGAUUACCUCAGUAAAAUUUGUUUGUAGUAAACCGAAUCCGAUGAAUUUGAAGUUAAUCAGUUGUGGUGCAGAUAAAUCAUUAAUUUUUCGGAAACAAACAGAUCCUGAAUCAGAUUUUCGUCUAGAACAUCAUGUAGCCGGAAAAUGUACUUUCUUUGAUAUGGCUGUUGAUCAGAAAAAGAAUCAUAUCAUCACUGCAUCUCAAGAUCGAUUAAUUCGUACCUAUGAUGUAUGGACAGGAAAGAAUGUUAACAAUUUCAAAGGAUCAUUGGGUGAAGAUGGAGCAUUGAUCAAGAUAGCCUUUGAUCCAAGUAUUACUUUCAUUGCCACUUCAUGUACUGAUAAAAGUAUCUAUAUAUAUGAUUAUCAAACGGGUGAAUGUUUAGCGACAACAAGUGGACAUUCAGAAAUCGUAACAGGAUUGAAAUUCUCUUUAGAUGGACGAAAUUUAAUUUCUGUUUCUGGUGAUGGAUGUAUAUUUAUUUGGCGAUUACCAGUCGAAAUGACCAAUGCAAUUGCCUCCAAACUUGGUUUACCAUUGAUUUCGGAUUCGUGCCAUACAACUACAAUCACAAAUCGUUCACUUAAUAUUCCGAUUCAGAACGAACUAAUUGGCAACAAUGGUACGGCUGAUGUGCCAUCCGUUUAUCAUCGUUUUGAUGUUUCAACAUUACCCACAUGGGUUCGAAAACAAAUGUUUGAAGAGAAUAGAGAAAAAUAUUCCAACAACAAUUCUAUGAAUGUUGACAAAGAAUUUUCCAAAACAUUACCACGUGGACGUUGGGCUCAUCGUUUCGUGGAAGAAGGACAUGAAAUGAAUCCUGGUCUAGUCAAAGCUUAUGCCAAUAAUUUUGAAACAAUGGCAUCCAGAAGUACACCUACAACGCCCUCUGGUAUCAAUUCACCUUCGAUUAAAGAUUCGAUUAGACAAAAUAAUCGACUUAGUAUGAUUAUUACUCGAGAUCAUCCACGUACAAAAUCUUCAUUGUCAAGCGGAGUUGAAGAUGAUGACGAUGAUCGUAACACUACCGAUUCAGAUAACACAUAUAGCCAUGAUUCUUCUUAUAAAGUGAACAAAGUAUCUAAUGAUCGUCCAAGAUCGUGUAAAGUUUCGGAUACUUAUUCAAUGGUAUCAUCUAUAUCGAUGGCAAAUAUUAAUGAUGUUCCUUACGAUGAUGAUGAAGGAUCAACAAUUGAAACAAGUAAAAAUAAAGACGACAAAAAUCGCUACAAUUCAUUGUAUAUGAGUACGGAAAAUUUGGAACGAAUUGAUCAACGAAAUCGUUAUUUGAAAAACGUGUUUGAAAAUAUCGAUAAAAGUAAUAUUGAUAAUAAUAGCGCUUCUGAUGAUUCUGGAAUCAAUCAAAUUGAUCAUAGUUUAAGUAGUAACAGUACAUUAGUCAAUCAUCAUCAUCAUCAUCAUUCAGUAUCACCACCACAACCAAAUGUUCGACAAAGCCUUUCAUCAAGAUCAUCACUUAAUAAUAAAAUAACUUCACCGCCGAAUGGAAAAGAUAAUCAUCAUCAUUAUAAUGAGACAACAUCAGAUGACGCCACAUUGAGUGAUAUCACGGAUAUCAAUCAAGAUCCGUCAUCAUCUCCAGACGGUUUAACAACAACAACAACAAUAACAACCAACAAUGAUUCGACGAAAUUUUCUUUAUUGGAUACGAUCAAUGAAACUUCUAUAUCAUCACCAACAAUUACCAAUGAGGAAGACGACAAAGACAUAAGUAAAAUGGAUUCCAAUACUAAUACAAUUAUUACGCAUAUGGAUUCAAAGACAUCGACGACAACAACAACAACAACAACGUCCAAGACCAAUAAUAUUUCAUCAAGCGUAACGACAAUUUUGGUCGAUACCACCAGUAAAGACAAUGUCAAAUCAACACCAACGCAACAGCCAUUUAUGUCGAAAAAACGUGAAGAGUUGGCCAAAACAUUGAGCGAAGCUAAAAAACGUCUUCAAUCGGUUGGUUCAACACCAUCAUUGACCAAUUCUAGAUCGGUGGCCAAUCUUCGUGCAUUAACAUUGUUUUCAACACCAGAUGAUGAAAAUUCCAUUGUUCGACAUAGAAAUCGUGGAGGUGAUCUAACUAGUGGCGAUGAUGAUGACGAAAAUUCCUAUCAUAGUUUAUCUGUCGAUGCAUUCCGUAAAUCAAUUUCAUUGAGUGAUCUAUCACGUUCAUCCUGUACAUUACCACGAAAAUUGAGCAUAUAUCGAGCCAAUAAUAAUUCAGCUACUGCAACAUCAAUGAAUAAUUAUCAAUUUGCACCACUUUGGGAUCAGAGACGUGUCGGUUCUACUGCCGGUACACCGCCAAAUUCAGGUUCAUUAUCACGAACACCGAGUACGAAUACAUUGAAUAAAGUUGACAUGAUGCGUUCACAAUCUACACUUUGUCGUCAAGGUUUAUGGAAUGCUGUGAAUCAAUCACCGGCACCACCAUCCACACCUUUAUCGGUUGCUCAUCCUGUGAAUCCAGCUAUUGCUCACCUAAAACCACCUAUGUCGACAGUCUCACCUACAGGAAUGAUCAUUAAUCCACGUUCAGGGCGUAGUUCGGCACCACCUUCUCAAUUUCGAAAAUCUGCUGCCACAAUAUCCUGUGCCAGUUCCUCUCGACGUGGUGAUAGUACUGAAGAUGAUGAAGAAAUAGAUGGUUCAGCCAUCAAUUCAGAUGAUGAUAAUUCUGAUGAACAUAGAGCAAUACGGCCACGACCUGUUACACCACCGAAACCAAAUAUUCUUAAACAAAUACGUCGAAGUUCCAAUUCUAAUGGCGGUCCAAUGAUGAGCACUGUGAAUGUUUCGAUGAAUCCUUAUCAAAAUCAUCAUUAUGUUCAAAAUCCACAUCAGCCUAUCACACAGUCUGCUCGUCCUCGUCGGCUAUGGUCAGCGGAUACGAUGAGAUCAUCUAAAAGUGAAUUCAAUCUUGCAAGUAUUGGUCGUGAUACUCCGGUAAGACGAAGAAAUAACAGUGGAGUAUCAGCUGGUGGGCAAAUGUGGCCUCAAAAUCCAGCAUUAGUCGUGAAUGAUAGGUUUGAUCUAUAUAUGACAAAUCCAUCAUCCAUUCCUUUGUCACUCGAUUUAUGUCAACAUUUGGUCAAUGAAAUGAACUUUUUGACCAAUUAUGCUUCACGAAUACAUGAAAGAGCUUCAUAUUCGGAAAACACUGCCAUUGUUGAUUAUCUGAAAGAAACACUUGGUCAAGUCAGUCGAGAUAUACAAGCAAUAGUUGGACUUUCACCCAACAAACCAACCAUCCCUAACAAGCCAGAUAUUGUUAUUAAUAAUAAUGAUAACGGUGGACUAAAACAGACUAAUGGGAACCAUGAUAAAAAUAAUUCAUUAACCACCGCUGCAAGCCACAGCCAAAAUAAUCAUAUACCUGAUCCUCAAACACAGGAAAUGUUUCAACAAUUUAUGGCAUUCUUAAAGAUGACAAAAGGUGGUUCAUCAACACCUUCUACUACAACAAUCAAUGGUCAAUGCCAAAACACACAGCAACAGUCAACAUCCAAUAUAGUCAACAAUAAUAAUGUUAAUCAUAAUAAUAAUGUGAAUAGUGAUUGAAAAUGACCAAAAA
Messenger RNA from Dermatophagoides farinae (American house dust mite), 6547 nucleotides. RefSeq names its product WD repeat domain 62 (gene Wdr62). Gene Ontology annotation, molecular function: protein binding. The record is from RefSeq and is a predicted model, not a curated record. Gene Ontology annotation, cellular component: mitotic spindle. Lineage: Eukaryota; Metazoa; Arthropoda; Arachnida; Sarcoptiformes; Pyroglyphidae. Gene Ontology annotation, biological process: centriole replication.